UCCUCCUGAUGGAACACGUGUGUGAUCCCCUCUUUAUAAAGCGUCCAUCCUAACAUGGCAAUAACAGCACUGGAUAUCAUCACGUGGAGAUCUGCAACACGCCUCCAGGGCAAAGUCUCUGUGAAGAAAACCAAAAUAUGCAAUGGAUCUUUCUCUGCAGCCCCGGCGCUGCUGAUGGAAUUCAAACACACAACAAUGGCGACUCCCGGUCCCAACAACUCAACGACACCGAGCGGCCACAACGGCAGCAACAACGGAGGAUCCGCGGCCCAGCACCAGCACCAGCAGACCCAGCACAUCACCACGAUGAGCAGCAUGCAGGAGUCCAACACCUGCUGGAGAUGUCAGAGUGAAACAGGCUUUCAGAUAAACCUGUCUGGAGCUCCCCCAAGUAAACGCAAAGCCCUGAAGUUGAACUUUGCCAACCCACCGAUCAAACCCACGACUAGGUUCACGCUGAACACAGCGGGGCCGCCUUUCCAAAACCCGCACAUAGAGAGGCUGAGAACACACAGCAUUGAGUCAUCAGGAAAGUUGAAGAUUUCGCCAGAGCAGCACUGGGACUUCACGGCCGAGGACCUGAAAGAUUUGGGCGAGAUUGGCCGAGGGGCUUACGGUUCUGUCAACAAGAUGGUGCACAAGCCGAGUAACCAGAUUAUGGCGGUCAAGCGAAUUCGUUCAACGGUUGAUGAGAAGGAGCAGAAGCAGCUGCUGAUGGACUUGGACGUGGUCAUGAGGAGUAGUGAUUGUCCUUACAUCGUGCAGUUUUACGGUGCUCUGUUCAGAGAGGGUGACUGUUGGAUUUGUAUGGAACUUAUGGCUACCUCUUUAGACAAAUUUUACAAGUUUGUAUAUUGCUCAUUAGACAACGUGAUUCCAGAAGAAAUAUUAGGAAAAAUAACAUUAGCUACUGUGAAAGCGCUUAACCACUUAAAAGAAAACUUGAAAAUAAUACACAGAGACAUUAAGCCGUCAAACAUCCUCCUGGACAGGAACGGCAACAUAAAGCUGUGUGACUUUGGCAUCAGUGGUCAGCUGGUGGACUCCAUCGCCAAAACCAGAGAUGCAGGUUGCAGACCAUACAUGGCACCAGAGAGAAUAGACCCCAGCGCCUCCAGGCAAGGCUACGACGUCCGCUCAGAUGUUUGGAGUUUGGGAAUCACACUGUACGAGCUGGCCACAGGACGGUUUCCCUACCCAAAAUGGAACAGUGUGUUUGACCAGUUGACCCAGGUGGUGAGAGGAGACCCUCCACAGCUCAGCAACUCGGAGGAGAGGCGCUUCUCACCCACGUUCAUCGCCUUUGUCAACUUGUGCCUUACAAAGGAUGAGUCGAAAAGGCCAAAGUACAAAGAGCUACUGGUGAGUUCAUGUCGAGUCAUCAUGACAUCUACAACCCUCUCUGUAUCCUCUUAUAAAAUACAAAAUGAAGGGUUCACAACAUAUUAA
This is a messenger RNA of Paralichthys olivaceus (Japanese flounder), 1449 nucleotides long. NCBI's taxonomy places the organism in Eukaryota, Metazoa, Chordata, Actinopteri, Pleuronectiformes, Paralichthyidae. The record is from RefSeq and is a predicted model, not a curated record.